GACAAGGUCAGCGUGAAAAAUCAACAUGGCAGAGCACAGCAAAGGAGGCAUUUUCACGAGAGCGCAAAAAACUCUAACUCGUACAAAAGCUAAGGUUCUACAGAAUCUUGGAAAAGCUGAAAAGACCUCCGAUGAAAAGUUAGACGAAUAUGUUCACAAGCUUGACAAACAGCAGGAAACUGCAAACAAAUUCCAGAAAGAACUACGCACCUACAUCAAUGCUGCAAAAGCGAUGCAGAAUGCUUCAAGGUCCUUGUUUACCACAAUACAGGAGACAUACGAGGACGAAUGGGACGGUGGAAAUAAGAUACACGAAAACCUCCAGGUAUGUGUUGUGUUAAAAUUGGGGUGUAUUAUAGGAUACAGUAUCUGGGGGUGUUCAGAUAACCUUAAGGUGUAUUAUAGGAUACAAAAAUGGUGUAUCCACAAACAUUUCCAACAAACAUUUUCUUUGUUUGCAGCGAUGCAGAAUGCUUCAAGGUCUUUGUUUACCACAAUACAGGAGACAUACGAGGACGAAUGGGACGGUGGAAAUAAGAUACACGAAAACCUCCAGUCCGUGGAGUUAAUGUGGGCAGACUACAUCCAGAAUCUUCAGGAAAGAGUGCAAGAACCAAUGACGGCAUAUAUCAGUCAUAUCACCCCCCUCAGGGCACGGAUUGCCAAGCGAGGACGUAAGCUGGUCGACUACGAUAACACACGACACAAUCUGGAAGUCGUACAGAACGCAAAAAAGAGGGACGAAAACAAAAUAUCCAAGGCAAAGGAAGAUGCUGAACAGGCAAAGAUGAUUUACACAGAAAUGAACGACUACCUCCAUGUGGAUCUCCCCGAAUUCUACAAAAGUCGUGUAAGUCUGUAUGGCUCGACAUUCGACAAACUGUUUGGCUCAGAAUGUAUGUUUCACUCUGAACUUGGAAAGUUAGCUGAAGAUAUUGGUAACUUUGCCAAGAAGUUAUCAGAUGAGAACCAGUUUACCUACAGACCACGCCCCAUUAGCAAGGCUUUAUCACACGAAAACACACAUGUAGUUAAUGGUGAGAAUGGCGACCAUACCAACGGCAACAGUGGGUACGAGUCCUCCAGUCCGGCGACAACACCUACAAGGCCAUCACAACCUCCCAUGUUAAACGGCCAUGAUGAAGACGAAGGACAUCAUUCACCGCCAGAAAGCCCAUUGUAUCAGAACAACUUGUCCUUCCAAGAAACUGUGGCCUUGUCCCCACCUCAGGUGGAGAGUAAACCAGACACGGAGGAGACGGCUUCACCUCAGGACGAGAGUGAGCCAUCACAGCCAGCCGAUGUUGAGCAGACAUCCCCCACACACGAGGAGGUCACCACCACUCAGUCUGAGGAGAAUGAAGAAAAAGUUGAAGAAAUGACCAAAUCUCAGGAAACACCCACCUCUGACGACACACCCUCUCAGGAAGUACCCGACAAGGUAAAUCCAGAUGAUGCGCCGGACUAUCCUCCACCAGCUGUCCCGACAAUCCCUCCUCCCACCACCAGAGACUCGCCUGUGAUGCAGAUGACAGAAGAGGAAUCAUUACCUUCAGAAGAGCCGGAGCCUCAAGCAGAGGAAGCUGUAACACAAGCACCAGUGUAUGAUAUUGUUCCGUCACCAGCAGAAGCUAAACCUAAAGAGGACGAAGUGGACAUGAGUAAAUUCAAUGAUGACAAUUUAUAUGAAGUGCCAAAGUCAAAUGCACCAUUGGAAGAGAAACUACCGGACGGAGCUCUGUAUAAGGUUGUGACGACUCACUCCUACAAGAGAGAAGACGAUGACGAACUCAGUUUUGAGAAGGGUGACAUCAUAUAUGUAAUGACUUAUAAUGGCUCCGAGGAUUUGGACGAUGGCUGGUUGAUGGGUAUGAAGAAAUCGACUGGAAUUUUGGGUGUUUUCCCAGAAAACUUCACGAAGCGUGAAAACUGAUGGACUGUUGUAACCCAACUAAUUCAAAAGCUUCUAAAUGGCCAGUUGACUGAUAUCAGUUUCAGGAGUUUCACAUCAUAGUUUGCGAUCUCUUUGACAUCAGGAAAAGGAAUGUUGAUCGAGUAUUCACAAGGAAUGUUCGCAUUUGCAGAUCAUUGUGUUAGGUCUGCGUCAAAAAAGCUAUUUUGUGUUCAAAAUGGGUGUACUUGAUUUGUGAGAAUAGGUGAAAGUACAGUAAGCACAGUGCCAAUCAAACAUAAAAGAACAAUGUUCAGAAUAUGUUUUGAGUAUUGUACUCUCUUCAGACAGGAUCAGCAGAAUAAAACAGAACUUCUCUCCCUGUUACCGUCCUGUGUUCAGAAUUCUUCUACAAAACCCUAGAUCAACCUCAUCCCUGACAUUUCCUAAGUUGUAAAAUUCUGUAUGGAUUUUCAUUCAUAUCUGACUUCUCUUUGUAUUUAUAUUCAGGCAAAGAACAUUAUGCUUGUCAUAUUCUGGUUACGAAUAUUUACAGAUUGCUUGACAUGUUACAAAGGUAUGGUUUAUGAGUUACCUCCGUAAUGAAUACUACAGGGACUAAAACACAGGGUAUUUCUCAUAGCGACAGGUUGAAUAUACAGAGAUGUGUUUACAGUGGAACCUACUUAUUGUGGUUUAUAACCUUGUAACAUGGUUUAUAACCAAGUUACCAUGGUUUGUAAUCUAGUUACCAUGGGUUAUAGCCUAGUUGUCAUGGUUUAUAGCCUAGUUACCAUGGGUUAUAACCUAGUUGCCAUGGUUUAUAGCCUAGUUACCAUGGGUAAUAACCUAGUUAUCAUGGUUUAUAGCCUAGUUACCAUGGGUUAUAACCUACAGUAGUUAUCAUGGUUUGCAAUCCAGUUACCAGGUUUAUAAUCUAAUUGUCAUGGUUUAUAGCAUAGUUAUUACGGUUUAUAACCUAGUUACCACGGUUUAUAACCUAGUUACUGUGGUCUAACCUAGUUACUGUCGAAGUCACAGCAGUGUAACUGUAAAUUAUAAUACUCACAUUAAGGGUAUACAAACCAUUACAAUGUUCACAAACUGUGAUGGAUGUAUAUAUAUAUACAGUGAAAUCUGCCCAGUCUGUGAUGUAUGUACUACAAGGUAUUACUGUACUGCAAUAUAACUUCUUUGUGCAAUUUUAUAAUUGUUUGUUUCUAUCUAUGCAAUGAUUUGUUGAGUGUGUAGGAAAUGGCUAGCAUUCCUGUGAUGGCCAUACAUGUAUAAAAAGUUAUAUAAUAGAUGUGAAGGUCGAUGGGUAGGACAUGAUAGACAAUGUUAGGAUCCGUUGUAGGACAUAAUAUACAAUGUAAGGACCCAUGGGUAUGACAUAAUAUACAGUGUUAGGAUCCGUUGUAGGACAUAAUAAACUAUUUUAAGAUCUAUUGUAGGACAAACAAUUUUAGUAUCCAUGGUUAGGACAUAAUAAACAAUGUUAGGAUUCGUUGUAGGACAUACUAUACAGUGUUAGGAUCCAUGGGUAGGACAUAAUAUAUAAUGUUAGGAUCCAUGGGUAGGACAUAAUAUAUAAUGUUAGGAUCCAUGGGUAGGACAUAAUAUAUAAUGUUAGGAUCCAUGGGUAGGACAUAAUAUAUAAUGUUAGGAUCCAUGGGUAGGACAUACUAUACAGUGUUAGGAUCCAUGGGUAGGACAUAAUAUAUAAUGUUAGGAUCCAUGGGUAGGACAUAAUAUAUAAUGUUAGGAUCCAUGGGUAGGACAUAAUAUAUAAUGUUAGGAUCCAUGGGUAGGACAUA
Molecule: messenger RNA, 3708 nt
Organism: Pecten maximus
Lineage: Eukaryota; Metazoa; Mollusca; Bivalvia; Pectinida; Pectinidae
Product: myc box-dependent-interacting protein 1-like
Exons: 15
Coding region: 26-1933 (635 amino acids)
Cellular component (GO): cytoplasm; plasma membrane
Molecular function (GO): protein binding; phospholipid binding
Source: RefSeq, a predicted model, not a curated record